Molecule: messenger RNA, 1228 nt
Organism: Bactrocera tryoni
Lineage: Eukaryota; Metazoa; Arthropoda; Insecta; Diptera; Tephritidae
Product: equilibrative nucleoside transporter 2-like
Exons: 2
Coding region: 53-1228 (391 amino acids)
Biological process (GO): nucleoside transmembrane transport
Cellular component (GO): plasma membrane
Molecular function (GO): nucleoside transmembrane transporter activity
Source: RefSeq, a predicted model, not a curated record
AUGAUAAGCUUGUGCUAUACUAUAAAUUAAAAUAUCGAAUUAUUUCAUAAUAAUGGAACCACCUAAAGACAAAUGGAAUAUCGUGCUACUUGUAUUUAUUCUACAUGGCAUUGGGACAUUGAUGCCAUGGAAUAUGUUUAUAACGGCAAAGAGUUAUUUCGUUGAAUUCAAAUUAGGCGGAGAUUCAAAUUCAACAGGUGCUUCAAAUUAUGCAGCGAAUUUCUUGCAAUAUCAUGGAUUUGCGGCUCAAAUUCCCAAUGUGGUAUUUAAUUGGCUCAAUGUGUUUUUAAAUUUGGGUGGAGAUUUGACGACACGAAUGGCGAUUAGUAUAUUAGUGGAGCUGUUUAUAUUUGUGGUUACAGUUCUUAUGGCCAUGGUUGACUCUACAAAUUGGCCCGGCGCCUUUUUUUGGAUUACAAUGAUCACAGUAGUCGUCUUAAAUAUGGCUAGCGCUGUUUACCAAAAUACUAUAUUCGGAAUGGUCGCAACAUUUCCAUUUAGAUAUACCGGCGCGGUAAUAUUGGGAUGCAAUAUUUGCGGCCUCUUUGUAUCUUUAAUAAGUAUUGGGAGCAAUUAUAUAUUUCCUACAAUUAGAACUGCUGCCAUUUAUUACUUCAUAACAGCGAUGGUGCUUUUGUUAUUUUGCUAUGAUACAUUCUUCGCAAUACCUUUGAACAAAUUUUUCAUCUAUAAUCAACUUUCACGAAAAACGGAAGGCAGUGAAAAUGUGAAAACUUCGGAUAUACCUUAUUGGACUAUCUUUAAAACAGCAUCUAUGCAGCUGUUUAAUGUAUUUUUAAUAUUCUUUGUAACAUUGGCGGUUUUUCCUGCCGUAAACUCAGAUAUUAAGGCAUCGUCAUCAGAUUUCUUCAUAAAGGACCCUAUAAUUUUGACUUCAUAUUGGAUUCAAUGGCCUGGUCCGAAAUAUUUGGUCGUACCAGUUGCCUUGCGAUUGGUUUUUAUACCGUUAUUCCUGUUUUGCAAUUAUUUGCCUCUAAACAUCGAUAGAAGUCUGCCAGUUUUAAUAAACAAUGAUUGGAUAUACUGGAUUAUUGGUGUUUUAAUGGCAUACACUUCCGGAUACUACAGUGCUCUGGCAAUGAUGUAUGCACCACAGACAGUUGAACAAAACCACCAAGUCAAAGCGGGAAUGUUCGCCGGUGCGAUGCUCAUAAGUGGGAUUUUUUGUGGAAUUUUGUUUUCAUUCAUAACUCCUUACUUAGUCUAA